AUGUCUGACUGGUCAGAAUCAGCUAAUGGAUCUUCUCAAAUGGAUGCUCUCUCCUUGGAGUCCACCAGCAAGGAAGCCUACUUCAGCAGAGUAGAAACAUUCACCCCGCUGAAGUGGGCAGGCAAACCCCACGAACUGUCUCCCCUGGUUUGCGCCAAGUACGGCUGGACCAAUGUAGAGUGUGACAUGCUGAAGUGCUCCAGCUGCCAGGCCUUCCUCUGCGUGAGCCUGCAGCUUGCGUUUGACUUCAACAAGUAUAAGGAGCGUUGCAUGGAGCUGAAGAAGGCCUUGUGCACCGCACAUGAGAAGUUCUGCUUCUGGCCGGACAGCCCCUGCCCAGAUCGUUUUGCCAUGUUGCUGGUGGAUGAACCCAGAGCCCUUCUCCAGGACUUCCUGGACCGCUUUCAGAGCCUGUGUCAGCUGGAGCUUCAGCUGCCCUCCCUCAGACCAGAAGACAUGAAAAAUAUGUCCCUGACAGAGGAGAAGAUCACUUUGCUCCUCCAGCUGAUCGGGGAGGAACUGGAGCACAAAACGGAGGGAGAGAAACCGCCGAUGAAGUUUGCCACGGAAAUCCUGCAAGUGCACGUUCCUGCCUGCAUCCUGGCUCUGUGCGGCUGGACUUGCAGUGCUGCGUCUGGCUCCGUGCACCUCUCGGUGAUCACCUGCUCCCGCUGCAUGAGGAAGGUGGGACUGUGGGGCUUUCACCAGCUGGAGUCUGCAGGGCCGGAGCUGGACUCCUGCGGCCCGAGCAGUGCUCCGCCGACACCCACUGAACGCUUCCCGCUCGUGCCCAUGUCUCCGCGCAGGAUGCUCACGCGGAGCCAAGACACGCUCCCUCCGGGCUCUGAGCAGCAUGAGAAGAGCCCGUCCCCAGCAAUCCCUCGCCCGCGGGGUUGGGACUCUCCCAUCCCCAUGGACCGGAGUGAGUUGGAGGUGGUCAGCCCCACUCUGAGGAGCCGCCCUGUCACCCGCAGUAUGGGGCAGGGGGAGAACGUGGAGGUGCCAUCCAGUCCUCUUCGCAGAGCCAAACGGGCACGGCUCUGCUCUUCUAGCAGCUCGGACACUUCUUUGAGGAGCUUCUUUGACCCCAGCUCUCAGCACCGUGACUGGUGUCCCUGGGUCAAUGCAGUGGAUGGAGGAGAAACCCUGGAGGAUACCAUGACCCAGACAGAGAAGGAGCCUGCAAAGGCAGAGCCGGGCUGGCGAGUGGUACUGAACACGCUCCUCGCCACCAGAAAGUGCGACAGAGUGCCUGAGACGGAGCCUGUGAGUCUCUCGGUGAAGUCCUGCAAGGUGUUCCGCAUUUUCCGGCAGUGGGAGAGCAUGAAUUCUUCCUGA
This is a messenger RNA of Charadrius vociferus (killdeer), 1338 nucleotides long. It is a transcript of the gene ZC3HC1, whose product is annotated as zinc finger, C3HC-type containing 1. Gene Ontology annotation, cellular component: nucleus. Gene Ontology annotation, molecular function: zinc ion binding. The transcript has 9 exons. NCBI's taxonomy places the organism in Eukaryota, Metazoa, Chordata, Aves, Charadriiformes, Charadriidae. Bases 1 to 1338 code for a protein of 445 amino acids. The record is from RefSeq and is a predicted model, not a curated record.